Aspergillus homomorphus CBS 101889 is the source of this 1635-nucleotide messenger RNA. Its product is annotated as MFS transporter. Gene Ontology annotation, molecular function: transmembrane transporter activity. The coding region runs from base 1 to 1635 and encodes 544 amino acids. The transcript has a single exon. Gene Ontology annotation, biological process: transmembrane transport. The record is from RefSeq and is a predicted model, not a curated record. NCBI's taxonomy places the organism in Eukaryota, Fungi, Ascomycota, Eurotiomycetes, Eurotiales, Aspergillaceae.
AUGGCCCCUUCCCGGGAAUAUGCAGUCCUGAACAGGAAAGUCCCGUUUCUACACAUGAUAUACGACAAUGGCUACAUCACUCAAGACAUUCUCAACCACCGAUAUGAAGGCGCAGGGACUGAUUCUCACCCAUACAUUGUCACCUGGCUUGCGGAUGACCCUCGCAAUCCCAUGAACUUCCGCGAAACUUCGAAAUGGGCUAUUAAUGUGCUCGCCACGCUGGCCGCUCUCGUGCCGGCGCUCUGCUCCUCCGCGUACUCGUCCGGGCUGACCGACCUCAUCGAAGAGUUUGAUGUCUCCACCGAGGUUUCCCUGCUGGGGUCCUCGUUCUUCGUGCUUGGCUUUGCGUUGGGCCCAUUGCUCUGGGGUGCGGUAAGCGAGGCCUAUGGCCGUCGGAACGUCAUGCUUGCCAGCAGUGUGCUCUUGACGGCAUUCAGUGCGGGAGCGGCCGCGGCUCCCAAUAUGGGAGCGUUGGUGAUCCUCCUCUUCUUGGCGGGCGGCUUGGGGUCCGCGGCCAUGGCUGUCUCGGGGGGUGUGGUGGCCGAUUUGUUCCCAGCUCUCACCCGGGGCAUGGCCAUGGCGGCGUAUUCGGGGGUUCCAUUCAUCGGCGGCGUGUUGGGCCCAAUUAUUGGAGCCGUGGUCGAUGUUUAUGGCGGCUGGCGGUGGAUUCAGGGUGCAAUGGCCAUUAUAUCCGCCGUGAUCGCCCUGGCCGUAUUCUGUCUGCUCCCAGAAACAUAUGCGCCCGUGCUUCUGGACAAUCGCGCCAAGCGAUUGAGCAAAGCAACUGGCCGAGUAUACCGCAGCACGAUGGCAAUGCAUGGCAGCAACGAGCGUUCGCUUGGUGGUCAGCUGCGCACAAUCCUCGUCCGACCGUGGGUGCUUUUCUUCUGCGAACCGAUCGUCCUGCUCAUUGCCCUCUAUAACGCCACCGUCUAUGGAAUCCUGUACAUGUCCUUCGCCGCCUACCCAAUCGUAUUCCAGCAGCUUCGCGGGUGGAGCACUCUUGACACCGGGCUGAGCUUCAUCGGCAUCUUGGUGGGUGUUCUGUUAUCGAUUCCACACAUCUAUGUCUCCCACACGCGCUAUAGCAGGAAGAUGGCACGAACCCGACACCGCAGCACAGACCGGCUACCACCGGAAUACCGUCUCCCGGAUGCCUUCGGCGCCAGCAUUGCUCUCCCCGUGGGGUUGUUCUGGUUCGCGUGGACGAUAGCCCCGGUCAGCAUUCCCUGGAUCGUUCCCAUCCUGGCGAGUGUCCCGGUUGGGUAUGGGCUAUUCAUGGUUUCUUUGCCGUGUUAUAACUAUCUGACCGACUCGUACACGGUCUAUGCGGCAUCUAUCAUGGCUGCGUGUAUGGUCAUGGUGUCUAUAUUCUCGGCGGUGUUCCCUCUGUUCACCGAUCAAAUGUAUCAGAGUCUGGGCCCACGAUGGGCGGCGUCUGUACCGGCAUUCCUGGCUCUGGCGUGCGUUCCGAUUCCGUUUGUCUUAUAUAAGUAUGGUCCGUUGAUUCGUGCGCGCUGCUUUUAUGCUGCUGAGGCGGAUGCAUGUCUUGAUCGGAUGCUCCGGGAGUCUUACGUGCAGGUUCGAGAGGUGCAAGGUGGGCAGGAUGUGGGUGUAAGAUCGUCUGAGAUUUAA